AUGUUAACUCAGGUGGUAUUACGUAGUACUUAUAUUGUUAAUGGAUCAAUAGUCCGAAAUGUCAAUAGGCUGCAAAACAUUCAAUUAAGGAAAUCAAUGCUUUACAUCCCUAAUUUUAUGAUAAAAGCAGUACAUAACAAUCGAUCAGUAAGCUAUAGAAACGUGAAAGCUAUCCACAACAUGGCAAACGAACUAACGAGCAAAGCCCAAUUGUCAAAUUCUUCGACGCCUCUUCCUCAAUCUGCUGCAAACGCACCGUUCGAGCGUAUCAAUACCAUCACUAAAUCGAUCCAGGACAAUCGUGACUAUCGCGGUUUAAAGCUGUCUAAUGGAAUGAAAGUCAUCUUAAUAUCCGAUCCUACUACGGACAAAUCGGCCGCCGCGCUUUCCGUCGCGGUUGGACACCUUAGCGACCCUACGGAAAUUCCGGGCUUGGCACAUCUUUGCGAACAUAUGCUGUUUCUCGGUACAGCGAAGUACCCCAAAGAAGAUGAAUACACAAGCUUUUUGAAAGCUCAUGGUGGUAACUCAAAUGCCGCCACUUGUUCCGACAUUACGAAAUACUAUUUCGAUGUGAUUCCUGGCAAGUUAGAAGAUGCACUGGAUCGAUUUUCGCAAUUCUUUAUUGCACCGCUGUUUAACGAGGAAGUUACAGAGCGAGAAAUUAAUGCUGUGAAUUCGGAACACGAGAAAAAUCUGUCACAAGACAUGUGGCGAAUCAAGCAGGUGACCAAGGCCCUCUGCAAACCCUCACACUCCUACAGUCGUUUUGGUACGGGUAAUAAGGAAACGCUUUCGGAAAGUCCGAAGCAGAACAACAUUAAUGUACGUAACGAACUGAUAAAAUUUUGCAAUACGUGGUACUCAUCAAACAUCAUGAGCCUAGCUGUGUUCGGGCAAGCAAGCUUAGACCAACUGGAAGCAAUGGUGGUAAAAUUGUUCGGCCAAAUUGAAAACAAGCGAGUAGUUGCUCCUACAUGGCCUGAAAUGCCGUACGACAACGAUCAACUGAGUACGAAAACUUACAUAGUUCCCGUAAAAGAUAUCAGAUCGCUGACCAUAUCCUUUCAGAUGGAAGAUCUGGAACAGUACUACAAAGCUGGUCCGGAUCAUUACGUGAGCCAUCUGAUUGGGCAUGAAGGGAAAGGAAGUAUUUUAUCGGAAUUGAAAGCUCGCGGUUGGUGCAACAAGUUAAGUAGUGGCUACUGCAGCUUUGGCAGAGGAUUUGGAAGUUUCAAUGUGAUGGUUGACUUAACGGAAGAUGGAUUCAAGCAUAUCGAUGAUACAGCGAAGCUAAUUUUCCAGUACAUCAAUAUGCUGCGUAUAAAAAAGCCUCAAAAAUGGAUAUUUGAAGAGUACUGCAACUUAUGUGAGAUGUUGUUUCGGUUCAAGGACAAAGAAUAUCCCUGUUCGCUUGUAACGAAAGUGGUCAGCUCGAUGCAUUUAUUUCCGUUGGAGGAUGUGUUAGUGGGGCAGUUUUUAUUUACCGAAUGGCGGCCUGAUCUUGUGGAAGAUCUAAUUAGUAAGCUGACACCCGACAAAGCGCAACUGAUCAUUGUAGGUCAAAAGUACGAACCGUUGGCAAACGCUGAAGAACGUUGGUAUGGUACAAAGUACGGUGUGUACAAAAUCGAACCUUCAAUACUGGAAUAUUGGUCUACGCCAGAUUUGAACGACAAUCUAAGUUUGCCCGAGCCAAAUCCAUUUAUUCCGACUGAUUUUGAAUUACUGCCCAUUGAUAGUGGAAUAGAAAACUUUCCAACAGUCAUACAAGACUUGCCUAUGAUCCGGACAUGGUUUAAACAAGAUGUAGAGUUCCUGAAACCAAAGGCUUUGAUGACUUUCGAUUUCAACAGCCCGCUCGUGUACUCCAACCCGUUGAACUGUAACCUGACUCGUCUAUUUGUGCAGCUGCUCAAAGAUCAACUAAAUGAAUUCUUAUUCGAGGCAGAUUUGGCAGGAUUAGGGUUUGGAGUUAGCAAUACAACUUCUGGUAUUAGUCUUUCUAUUGGUGGGUACAGCCACAAACAAGUAAUAUUACUUCAAAAGGUAUUGGAUAGUAUGUUCAACUUCAAAAUUGACCGUCGCAGAUUCGAUAUAUUAAAAGAACAAUAUGUCCGAAGCCUCAAAAACUACCAAACAGAACAACCUUAUCAGCAUACCAUCUAUUACCUAGCAUUGCUUCUGACAGAACAGGCAUGGACAAGACAAGAGCUUUUGGAUUCAACCCAGUUACUUACUUUAGAUCGUCUGCAAAUGUUCAUUGAGCAGCUACUGUCACAAAUGCACGUCGAAUGUUUUAUUUAUGGAAACGUAAACAAGGAGAAAGCAUUGCAAAUGACGCGAUUGGUAGAAGACAAAAUGAAGUAUACAGAUGCCACAGUUGUACCACUACUGGCUAGACAGUUGCUCCCGAAACGUGAAUACAAGAUCGGAAAAGGUGAAAGCUUCUUGUUCGAGGCAACUAACGAGUUUCAUAAGAGUUCCUGCGUUCAGCUAUACUUACAAUGUGGCGAGCAAGAGCCGCAUUCGAUAUUCGUCGACAUUUUGUCUCAAUUGUUAAGCGAAAAGUGUUACAAUCAGUUGCGCACUAAAGAACAGUUGGGUUAUGUCGUGUACUGCACACCACGUAAAGCAAAUGGGAUAUGUGGUCUACGAAUCAUAGUACAGUCACUCCGUCAUCCAACUUAUGUAGAAGAGCGUAUCGAAAAUUUCCUCAACGAUAUGCUGGAUUAUUUAGAAAACUUGAGUGACAGUGAGUUUAACCACCACAAGGAAGCGAUUAUCGCACUGUUCCUAGAGAAGCCGAAGCGGUUGAUCACACAAUUCAAUAUAUAUAUCUAUGAAAUAUCCAUGAGACAGUAUCAUUUUAAUCGUGCACAAGUAGAAGCUGAAAAGCUUCGAACGUUGACGAAGCAACAAGUCAUCGAUUAUUAUAAGGAACAUAUUUUAGUCGGCGCACCGUCCAGAAGUACUUUAUCUAUUCACGUAGUUUCUACUGUUGAAGGAAAGGCUGCACCAGAUGUCGAGGAAUCACCAACGGAAGCAGAAGCAAUUUCUACGGCUGUUCAAAAUACAAUUAAGAAGGACUUUGUCAGAGUGACAGAUUUAGCCAGCUUCAAAUCUUCUCGCUCGCUCUAUCCUUUAGCUCAACCCUACAUGGAGAUCAUGCCAAAAGGAGGACGAUGCAAACUGUAA
This is a messenger RNA of Anopheles marshallii, 3198 nucleotides long. RefSeq names its product insulin-degrading enzyme (gene Ide). Gene Ontology annotation, molecular function: metalloendopeptidase activity; metal ion binding. Gene Ontology annotation, biological process: peptide catabolic process. The transcript has 8 exons. The coding region runs from base 1 to 3198 and encodes 1065 amino acids. NCBI's taxonomy places the organism in Eukaryota, Metazoa, Arthropoda, Insecta, Diptera, Culicidae. The record is from RefSeq and is a predicted model, not a curated record. Gene Ontology annotation, cellular component: mitochondrion; cytosol.